GGACUUCGUCAACGAUUUCCCUCCGAGGUAGUCGCUCUUGUCGGCGUUUCGUUGUGUUUCAAUUUUCACUGUUUCACCGUUUCAGUAGUAGUUCAGAUUUCCACAACAUCGGUUGUGUUGAACCUGUUUUCGAUUUGAUCGUCGGGUAAAAUUAUUACUGAAUUUUUCGCGAAUUUCUUCAAUAAUUAUUGUAAUUCGUAUGAACAAUUUUGAAAGAUUUUAUUGCCGUUUGUGGGAUAUGAGAAACAUGAAACAUAUCAGAGCAGUUCAUAUCAUCUAGAACUAUAUUAAUAAAAAGGCAAUUGAUUCAAUAUUCAUAUAGAUAUGAAAGUCAAUAAUGUUGUUGGUAGAUUUUCUCGUAGUAGUUCAACUCGAGCUCCAUCCAAGAAAAAUUCUGUACUCCCAAAAUCAUCUUAUUCUACACCAAACACCUGUAGUUCCCCGCGGAGUCCUACUGUGAACUAUCAUGUGAGAGAACCGCCCGUCGAUAUACCUAAGUCUCCAAGUGCCGAUCAAAAAUCACCUAAUUAUCAAAGGAGCCCUAAAAUUUCUAAAAUGGGUAUAAAUUCUCCUAAAGUAUCCCUCAGCAGUCCCAGUCAGACUGAAAAAAUAUUCAAUUUCGCUGAAACUGAUUUUAGACCAAACAAGUCUCCGAGGUCGCCAAGAUCACCGAAGAAAUUCAACUACGAUGACGGUCCUAGAGAUACUCCAGGUUCCAGUGACAGUAAUGGAUAUUACUUCAAUCUAGCCUCACCACCAAAAAAAUCAGGAAUGAGCAAUCGCCAGAUGUACCAGUCUUCAAAAAGCGAUUCCAUGAACUCUACCAAAUCUAGUUUAGAAUAUUCUUCUACCACCCAACAUCCAACAGGAGCAUACCAAGAUAUUCAAUACAAAGUCUGUCAUUCCUUGGAUUCCGAUACACAAUCCCAAACCACAUCCAGCUAUCGACAUUCCUCCACAAGUCUCAGCUCAAGACACUCAUCUAUAAAAGAGAAGAGAAAACCGAGAUGCAAUAUACGGACAAAUCCAGGUUAUGAUGAUCGGUAUUCUUCCUGUAAAUCUAUUAAUGAGUAUGAGGGAAGCAACAAAACUUUAAAAAGAUUUGAUUGCCGGAAAUCCACCUCCGAUUUAACAGAUAUGACAGACGAUGUGGCUCAUACAAUGACCACGUCAUUAAGCAGACCCAGCUCUCCGAGAAGAAAGGGAUCUGUAAAGGGUCUUGCAUAUUUAGCGUCCAGGCGCAGCUCCAGAGAUUCCAUUGCUUCCAAUAUGUCAAAUGUAUCGUACGAAGAUAUAGGCCCCCUGAAUUUCCAAAAUACUGUUCGAGGUCGACAAAGGAGAACUUCUAAUUUCUUAGAAUUGCCAGUUCCAGAUCAUAUCAGACCGAGAGUGUGUUCUCUGCCGGAGAAACCCUACAAUCCCCGUCUAAAUGAUGACCUAUAUCGAUUGCGAACAUUCAGCAUUACGAACAAGGGUGGAGUUGUGAACUGUGGGGAUUCCAUAAUUAACAGAAGAUCCAGGUCGAAUACUAGUGUCAAUUCUACAGCCAGCAGAGCCAGUAACGUUUCUGGAGAAAGGUCGCCGUUUGAAGGGUCCUGCUGCGGUUCAGGUUAUCAUACGGUUGAUUCCACACCGCUGGGAUCGCCCGAAGAAGUCGAAGUUCCAAAAUACAGAGUAGUUAUGUUAGGUGAUGCUGGUGUUGGGAAAACUGCACUUGUAUCGCAAUUCAUGACGUCUGAGUAUAUGAAUACAUACGAUGCAAGCUUAGAUGAUGAAUUUGGAGAACGGACCGUAUCGGUAUUACUAGAUGGAGAAGAAUCCGAAAUGAUAUUCAUCGACCAUCCUUCUUCAGAGAUGUCGGUGGAAAAUUCUUUGAGUACUUACGAACCUCACGCGUGUGUCAUGAUAUAUUCAGUGGUAUCCAGAUCCAGUUUUCAACAUGCUGAAGAAACAUUGAACUACCUAUGGCGAGAAGGUUAUACCCAAGAAAAAAGCGUUAUUGUAGUAGGAAAUAAGGCGGAUUUAGCACGUGCUAGAGUAAUUUCUCCAAACGAAGGAAAAUCGCUGGCAGUGGCAAGAGACUGCAAAUUCAUAGAGACAUCCAGUGGAAUUCAGCACAACGUUGAUGAGCUUCUUGUCGGUAUCCUAAAACAAAUUAGACUGAGAGAAUCGAGAGAAAAGAAGAAAGCCACGUUGAAGAAGGACAACCAUAAAAUACACGGUUCGAAGACAAGUCUGAGUUUAAAUAUAGCUAGAGAGAUUCUUCAGAAAAUAUGUUUAAAUGAUAUCAGUAAAUCAAAAUCCUGUGAAAAUUUACAUGUUUUAUAAAUAGAUUGUAGUGAAAAAAUACAUAUUUUUCUAAAAAUGCAAAUACUCUGCUAAAUUCAUAUUUUCUCAAAAAUUUUUCUGAAAUUUUCUUACUGUUGAUAGUGUUUUUACAUGGUUAAAUGUAUUUCAACAACAUAAGCCAUGCCUAUUUUUAAGAAUAUUAUUAAUUCUCAAAUCCAUAAAAGUGUUUAUAAUCAAUAGUAUAACAAUCUAAAAGUUUUACCUGAAUCUCUCCAGAACGUUCUUUUUGAUUUGAUAAUCACAUAGAUAAUGCACGAUGUCAUGCAUCCAUUACUGCAAAUUUAUUUCUCAAAUAUUCAUAAACAUGUGACGCUUUAAGUUUGGAUUGGACUACAGAAGACAGAAGGCCGUCAGUUGAAACAAUUUUAAUUGGGUUUAAAAGGAAGCAACCAUGACUGAAUAUUUACAGAUAGGUAAAUUAUAAAUUGACUGUUCGAAAAAUGUAACAUGAGGGCUCUAUAUACAGAAUGAGUUUUAUGUAUGGAACGCCUCAAUUAUCUCGGAAAUGGCUUGUACAAGUUUCAUAUAUUUUUUCUAGUGAUACGUCCGGUAUUAUGGUGGUAUCUACAUUGUUGUUAGAUCUUUCCAUUUUCCGAAAAAAUAAUCAAAUUUGUUAUUUCAAAUGGAUCACCCUAUAUAUUCUGUGUUUCUAGAAAUCCUUAAAAAAUAAUGAAUAUUUUUCAUGUAAUAUUCUCUUUACCUAAAUGCCAUAAUUGUCCAUUUAGUUCAAUACAACACGCCAUGCGAUUUUUAAAAUUUUGCAAUACAUGUUGCAACAUCCGUGACUGCUCAAUUCUUCUUAUCUCUGUGGUAAUCCUAUCUUUUAAUUCCUGAAUAUUGGCAGGCUUUAUUCUAUAAACAAUAUUUUUUGUGAAAUCACAGGAAAUAGUCUAAAGGAUUCAUGUCGGAUAAUCUCGGGGGCCAUUCAAAACCAUGCCUUCCAAUUCAUCUUCUCAAAUAUUGUCCUUUGGGAUAUUGUUAUUGUCUGAAAAUUUCUAAUAAUGAAGUUUUUUUUAAAUGUAAUUGAAAUACUUACUUAGAUUUGGAAAUAUCCGAGCAAACGCAGGUAAAAUACUAUUUUCCAAUAAAUCUAAAUACACCGAACCAUUUAAGUUAACCUCAAUUAAAAAGGAAUCAAUUAUUUUGCCCCUAUACAUUCAGU
Molecule: messenger RNA, 3511 nt
Organism: Diorhabda carinulata
Lineage: Eukaryota; Metazoa; Arthropoda; Insecta; Coleoptera; Chrysomelidae
Gene: Rgk2
Exons: 10
Coding region: 325-2328 (667 amino acids)
Cellular component (GO): plasma membrane
Molecular function (GO): GTPase activity; GTP binding; calcium channel regulator activity
Source: RefSeq, a predicted model, not a curated record